GUUGGUAACCAUUUUAGCUCGUAGUUGUGUUGUUUGAAUGUACAUAAUAAGAUGGCAAUGCCUGUUGUUUUGGCUGUAUUUUUGUGCUUUGCUGCAGUUUCUGAUGCCGCCGUCAGUCAGAAUGAGGCGUCUGCAGGUACGAAGCAGCCUUACAGGACGGCGUUCCACUUUCAGCCUCAAAAGAAUUGGAUGAAUGAUCCUAAUGGACCAUUAUACUACAAGGGUGUUUAUCAUCUGUUCUAUCAGUAUAAUCCUUACUCUGCGAUAUGGGGGAACAUGACAUGGGGUCAUUCAAUAUCUCAUGAUCUAGUCAACUGGAUUCAUCUUGAACAUGCCCUUAAUCCAACCGAGCCUUAUGAAUUAGGCGGCUGCUACUCUGGAUCAAUCACCAUACUCCCAGGAGGAAGACCUGUCAUUUUCUAUACUGGUGCAGACACUCAGAAUUUCCAGUCACAGAAUUUGGCAUUCCCUAAGGACACAUCUGAUCCCCAUCUGACCGAAUGGGUGAAGUCGCCUCAUAAUCCUGUGAUAGCCGCCACAGGUGGUGACAUUGAUCCAAGCAAUUUCAGAGACCCUACAACUGCUUGGCAGGCUCCUGAUGGUACAUGGCAAGUACUUAUAGGCGGAAAGAUAGAUGGCCGAGGGAUGGCGUUUUUGUACCAGAGUAAUGAUUUUGUUAAUUGGACUAGAAGUGAGAAGCCUCUUCACUCAUCAGCAAAAACCGGGAUGUGGGAGUGUCCUGAUUUCUAUCCUGUGACCAUCAAUAGUAAAGAUGGAGCAGAAAACUAUCUUAUGAAAGAAAAUACCAAAUUUGUUCUUAAGGCAAGUUUUCUUGAUCAUGAUCAUUAUGUACUAGGAUUUUAUAAGGCCGAAACAAAUGAAUUCGAGGUAGACACAACUGACUUCAUGGAAGGUAAUACUGAUUGGAGAUAUGAUUAUGGAAGUAAAUAUUAUGCUUCCAAGACAUUUUUCGAUGGUGAGACAAAACGACGAAUAUUGUGGGGGUGGAUAUUGGAGGCUGAUGGCAGAGCAAAUGAUAAGAAAAAAGGGUGGUCAGGGCUUCAGUCUUUACCCCGAGUAGUAUGGCUUAGUACUAGUGGAAAGCAACUGAUGCAGUGGCCUAUACAAGAGAUUGAAAGUCUUCGUAAGGAUAAAGUAGAAAUCCAAGGCAAAGAACUCGAGAGUGGAUCAUUGGUUGAGGUUGUUGGCAUCACACCAGCACAGGCUGAUGUAGAAGUAUCAUUCGAGCCGCCAGACUUGGAAGAUAUCGAACAGAUGGAACCUAGUUGGACUGAUCCUCAGCUGCUCUGUGCUCAGAAAAAUGCAGCAGAAGACGGCAAAUUAGGACCAUUUGGCUUGCGAGUUUUGGCAUCCAAAAACUUGACAGAAGAAACUGUAAUAUUUUUCAGGGUGUUCAAGAGUCAUAGUAGACCUAUAGUCCUAAUGUGUAACGAUUUGAGCAGAUCCUCCUUGAGUAAAGAUAUUGAUAAAACUAGCUUUGGAGCUUUCGUUGACAUUGAUCCCCUUCAGGAGAAUAUCUCAUUAAGAACUUUGAUUGAUCAUUCAAUUGUGGAAAGUUUUGGAGGGGAAGGAAAGGCGUGCAUCACAGCAAGGGUCUACCCGACUAUAGCCAUUGAGAAGGAAGCAAGAUUGUUCGUGUUCAACAAAGGAAGCCUUAGCAUAAAAAUCUCAAAGCUGAAUGCUUGGAGCAUGAAAGAGGCCAAGAGAGUAUCAUUCAUGAAAAGACGAAAGCCUGGCGGCCCUGUCUAACAUUAACGUUCUACAAUGUAGCUUAGGAAACACAAGUAUUCUAGGAGAUCCUGGGAUCGAUUCUCAUCCCCACCCUUGUGGCUCUCUAAACAUAAAAAAAAAAACAAGUAUUCUAGCUUGCAAAUGAUCAUACAACUUGGUUUUGUGAAGUUCUUAUAUGUUGUGAAACUCUUUCUUAGUUUACUACUAGUAAUUUUUUUCCGUUCUCAUAUUGAUACCGAAAUUGGGGUGCAUGAAACUCUAUAUUGUAGGCUUCAACUUACAUGUUUAAGGUCUAAUUCUAUUCGAUAACAAGUUGUAUAAAAAAAAAUGUUGAUCAAAUUUUGAAAUAAUUUAUUGGCUUAUUGUCGUAUGCAAAAAAAGGUACACUAAGAUAAAUGGUCAUAUUUCUUCAAAAAAAGAUAAAUG
Molecule: messenger RNA, 2178 nt
Organism: Chenopodium quinoa (quinoa)
Lineage: Eukaryota; Viridiplantae; Streptophyta; Magnoliopsida; Caryophyllales; Amaranthaceae
Product: beta-fructofuranosidase, insoluble isoenzyme CWINV3-like
Exons: 7
Coding region: 52-1770 (572 amino acids)
Biological process (GO): carbohydrate metabolic process
Molecular function (GO): hydrolase activity, hydrolyzing O-glycosyl compounds
Source: RefSeq, a predicted model, not a curated record